AUGUCAGAAAACACCCCUCUUUUGAGCAGCACGGAUCCAAACACAUAUGUGGACACCAGACAGGCGGAAAAUUCGGAAAAUACGCAAACCCUGCCCCUCCACCUUUCACAGCUGUCAUCGCCCCAGACUCCUGUGAUCGAGGAGGAAUCGCUAAAGCCGCUCUCGUUCAAGGACAAGCGCCGGCAAUUUCUUCGAAGGCGGUUCUGGUGGUUCUGUAUUUUUGGCGUGUUGGCGCUCAUCGUGCUCCAGCUUUCGUUUUUGCCCAGAACCUCUGUGAAUAGGGACUUCAGGAGGUGGCACGACUUGCACUUGACCAAAACAGACCUCAAGCGAAUUUUUCUAGCUCAGUUGAAGAUUGGCCGGCCAGAUGAUACUGGAGUGACCAAUGAGGAACACAUCGCCGAGUGGCUUCGAAAAUUCACCACGAUAAAUAGCAGGCAUGGCGCUAUAGUGGCUGACGGAUACCACCCCGAGUUGGCGCUCUUUGUGGACAACGAGUUUGCCAAAAUGGGAUUCUCCACAAGAAGCUACGAAUUCGACUUGCCAGAGGGGUUGAAACUGCCUCAACUGGCGAGAAUAGAGCUUUUGGACUCAAAGUCCCGUAGAGUGUUAUAUGCUGCCAAUCUCGAGGAGAAAACGGAUUUUGAUCGGUUCAAGCAUCAAGUGACGCCUUCUUUCUUUCCUUUUACCUCUGCUGGCAGUGUGACGGGUGAGUUUGUGUUUGUCAAUGGUGGUAGCCCCAAGGAUUUUGCUUUACUUGAGGAGAAUAACAUUUCUUUUAAAAACAAAAUUGCGUUGAUCUCGAGCGAGGCUACGUCAGAGUACUCUGUUACCGAUCGGGUGGACUAUGCUCUUCUCCAGGGCUGCCUGGCGGUAUUGGUAUUUGGUUCCAAGGAUACCCCCCUCGUUAUCCUGAGAAACUACAAGCCAGCAGACGUUCCAGAGCCUCAGAUCCGCCUUCCUGCAAGCUAUCGCUCAGUUGAACCUAUUUUGGAAGCGCUAGGUCCAGCAACUGGCAACUUCACCCACUGGAAAGUCAAUCCAGUGUCAAAUCUGCUCUGUUUGACGGUCUCAUCAGAACUGUAUGGUCAUGGCGCACGCUCCAAAGUGGUCAUUGGGUCCUUGAAGGGCGUAAUGAAUGAUGCAGAGAUAAUUAUCGGUGCUUCAAGGGACUCGCUUACGUCUGUGAACCCGAACAGCGGUCAUGCUGUCAUGCUAGAGGUGAUGCGUGCAUUCCAAAGAUUGCGCAAGCUCGGAUGGAAGCCUUUGCGGACAAUAAAGUUCAUUUCGUGGGACAGUUCAAGAAGCAGUCAACUCGGAGCCAAAGCUGCCUUGCUGGAUCCCAAGGUAUUUGCGGAGAACAUGCCUCUACUCGCCUAUAUCAACCUAGACGGGGAUGUAGUCACCGGAAGUCAUUUUGAUGUUGACCUGAACCCAUUAACUAACCACAUUAUCAAGCAGGUUGCGAGUAUUGUGCCUUUCUCAAAGAAUUCCACGGCCUACAGGAGAGUGACUAAGCCGAAGACUGAAGGUGCACAAGAACGUGAUGAUGGUGAUGACGAUGACGAUGAUGAUGACCAAACGUCCUUGUACCGCUAUUGGCGCAAGGAAAGUGGUGCGAACAUCAAUAAUGUUCUUGGAGAUGCCUUUAUCGCAAGUGACGCUGGCGUCUUCCAGUUCGGGGCAGACACUCCCGUGAUCAACUUGAAGUUUUCUGAGAGUAAGCUGCACAACGAGUCGACUUACAACCCUGAGCUGGACUAUUACUCCUACAAGUGGCUCAGAGAUGAGCAAAUUGACCCCAACUUCGAUCUUCACGGAACGCUUGUCAGGUUUCUUGGUCUCUUAAUUCUUUCUCUUGAGGAACGCGAGGUUGUUGACUAUCGCUUAGAGCCGUACUUUGAAUUUGCCCAAGAACGCUUUGCUUUGUUUAGAGAAGUGAUGUGUGAAACUCUCAAGGAAUGGGAGUCGGAGAAGGUUGAUACUUUCAUACUUGAGAAGACCUCUAUUCUCAAGGAUAUUCUAGAGAAGAAAAAGUCACCUGCCAUUUUUAAUCCUGGCUUUUGGGGCCACACUGACGAUGAAGUAACUGUUGGAGAUGUACUCAAUCAGUUUGAAGAGCUACUCAAGGAUGCCAGUGCUCAAGCAUUAAUCUUUGAUGCCUACAACCACGAUGUUGAGAAUCUUUUGACUGAGGACUAUCCAUGGUACAAGAUGCUCAAGAAAGUUCACAUCUACGCUAAAUUCAAAGUCACGAACUACAAGCUUUUGAGGAUCGAGAGGGAUCUUGCUGCCAACGAAGAUGACUCUGAUGCAGUUGGAAGUAUUGUCACCAGGCACUUCAUGUACGAGUCUCCUCUGAGGAAAGGUGCAUGCCUCAGCAACAAGGAUAGAGAACAACGAGGUUCGUUCGCUGCAUUUUUCCAUGCAGUCGAAAAUGGUGACUUGGAAAAGCUUGUUGAGUUAAUAUCUGUUCGCUACGAGCAUCUCCACACCAUUCAUAAGAAAAUCCAGUGA
Molecule: messenger RNA, 2517 nt
Organism: Candidozyma auris
Lineage: Eukaryota; Fungi; Ascomycota; Pichiomycetes; Serinales; Metschnikowiaceae
Exons: 1
Coding region: 1-2517 (838 amino acids)
Molecular function (GO): carboxypeptidase activity
Source: RefSeq, a predicted model, not a curated record